AGUGUCUCGGGUUGCGUGGUGAGAGACUCGACGCAGUAUCGGUUCAGGAGCCGAGUUUCUACUUAAUCGUGCUUUUUCGUCUAUGUGCUUUCUGUUUCGACCUAUAAGAGGAUGCUGGUCGACAUCGUGUGUUUUCGGAUAAUUUUCUUUCGCGGAGGAACAUGUUGGGGGAUUAUGUGUGAUGCGUGAAGGCCGGAGUUCGAGUUGCCUUGGAUGCAUGCGUGAUCGGGGAGUCCGUGGAGCGGAUCGUCAUGUUGGCGAAGCGACAGUAACACUGGCGAGAAAUAAUUUAUUCAUCAAGACUUCAUCGUCAUCAAGUUUUCGCAAUGGAUAUGAGUGGGAAUAAAGACACGCUGCUGAACUUGACGCUGGAGACCAACCUAACUGAAGAAACCAAUGGAACGGUGAUUGAAGAAUCGAGUUUGGAGUGGGUACCCCUGGACACCUUCAUUGGCCUUGUACUGGCCUUUUCCUCCUGUUUCUUCAUUGGUAUUUCAGUGAUAUACAAAAAACUUGCUCUUCGUGACCUUGAGGUCCAGGGAGGGACUCGUGCUGUGGAUGGAGGUUAUGGAUAUUUGCGCUUACCCAAGUGGUGGCUGGGCAUCUCCCUCAUGGCUCUGGGAGAGCUCACCAACUUUGUGGCCUAUAUAUUUGCACCAGCCAUUUUGGUUACCCCCCUUGGUGUAUUUUCUAUUGUAUGCACGGCUGCAUUAUCUCCAUAUUUUCUGAAAGAGCGUUUAGCCAUGCUAGGGAAACUUGGGUGUGUGUUGGUGCUGGUGGGAUGUGUUAUAGUCACACUAUGUGGACCUAAAGAUAGAGAAAUUGCAAGUAUGGAAGAACUUCAGUCUCAGCUUCUUCAUCCAGGAUUCUUGAUAUAUGCCAGUUUGGUGGUUGUCCUUUCUGCAGUUUUCAUUGCACUGGUACCCCGUUAUGGUCACCGAUAUGUUCUGUUAUACAUCACCAUUUGUUCUUCCUUUGGCUCUCUUUCGGUCAUGUUCUGCAAAGGUGUUGGUCUGGCAUUGAAACAGACUUUUGGUGGCAUUAAUGAAUUUACUAACUGGGCCACUUGGGUUUGUUUAGUGGCACUUGUAGCAUGUUUGCUUAUUGAGACAAUUUAUAUGCAACGUGCACUUGAUCUUUUCAACAGUUCUGUCUUUAUGUCUAUCAAUUAUGUGCUUUUUACAUCCCUUGUAAUUAUAGCUUCAUCCAUAUUGUACACAGAACUAAGAGAAAUUGGUUGGAAAAAUAUUGUCCUAACACUUCUGGGUUUCAUUGUUAACAUAGUUGCUUUGUUUCUUCUACAUCUGGAUAAAGAAAAUGGAGCACAACAGCCACCUCCUGAAGCAGGAGACACCUCACCUGAGUCACCUCAGCCCAUCAAAGUUCCUGGAGGUGGACUAGACCAAGGUACACCACUCUUAAGUAGAGCACCUGCUUCACCAUUAGCGGGGCUUAACCUUACACACAAUGUAUUUCCCACAAAAACUAAUUCUUGCAUGUCCUUGAUAAGUCAGAAAUCACAGCUUCGCCAUGCUAGAGAAAAUAACCAUCACCAUCCCCUUGACAACAUCGAAGAUGAUACUAGCCAUCACAGCAACAGCAGCAAUAGCAGCAGAGGUGGCAGCAGUAGUGUAGAAGGAAGUACUAGCAGUGGGCCAAGCAAGCAGGAAGAUGGGUGUGAUGCCAGGAGAGGACAUUGCCGCUCAGCUUCAAGUUGCAUGUGUGAGGUGCCACUCCUUAACGAACUUCAAACAUCAACAACAAAAUUCACCUCACAACCAUCAUCUCUUCAAAGUGAUAUUAGCAAAAAUAAUAACAAUAAUCGUAGCAGGAGCAGUAGUUGUAGCAGCAAAGUAAAUGAAGUGGCUAUAAGUUUAGAAGCAGAGCUGGAAGACCGGUAUAGUCAUAAUAAAGCUCUAGUUUGACAUAUACUUACCAAAGUCCAUAUAUAGUGCCAUAUAUGCCAAAAUAUGGAUGGCAUAAUUGUGCUGUCCACAUGCUAGAAUGGUUAUGUAUACCUGCUAAGUUACAAGAUGUAAAGUUUGCAACUGUGACUAAUAUAAAAAUAACAGAUAUUUACAUUGAAAACAGUGACUAAAGGAGCCCCUCUGAGCAGCAAGAAUCAGAGCAAUAUUAUUUGUGUUUAUCUAGUAUCUGGGGCCGCGGUGGCCGAAUGGUUAGAGCGUCGGACUCAAGACUGUCACGACGGCAAUCUGACUUCGAGGGUUCGAGUCACCGACCGCCGCGUUGUUUCCCUUGGGCAAGGAACUUCACCUCGAUUGCCUGCCUAGCC
Molecule: messenger RNA, 2293 nt
Organism: Penaeus monodon (black tiger shrimp)
Lineage: Eukaryota; Metazoa; Arthropoda; Malacostraca; Decapoda; Penaeidae
Product: probable magnesium transporter NIPA1
Exons: 4
Coding region: 327-1925 (532 amino acids)
Biological process (GO): magnesium ion transport
Cellular component (GO): membrane
Molecular function (GO): magnesium ion transmembrane transporter activity
Source: RefSeq, a predicted model, not a curated record